Molecule: messenger RNA, 207 nt
Organism: Puccinia graminis f. sp. tritici CRL 75-36-700-3
Lineage: Eukaryota; Fungi; Basidiomycota; Pucciniomycetes; Pucciniales; Pucciniaceae
Exons: 1
Coding region: 1-207 (68 amino acids)
Source: RefSeq, a predicted model, not a curated record
AUGGUCAACAAUUCUCCCCAGAACAACUCUAUCGUGGAAGGCGCUUCUCCAUCGAGCUUGAUUGAAACCCCAAUUGAACGUGUGCCGAAUGAACUACAAAUCCUACCGCUAGAUAGCCCUGAGAUAAAGGUACCGUCAAAUAAAAGCAAUCAGUCAUUUGUUCCAUCCUAUCGGCGACGGGGAGGAGGAGGACAUGGAGGACAAUGA